Molecule: messenger RNA, 351 nt
Organism: Eruca vesicaria subsp. sativa (arugula)
Lineage: Eukaryota; Viridiplantae; Streptophyta; Magnoliopsida; Brassicales; Brassicaceae
Source: the annotation of a GenBank genome assembly
AUGAAGGUGAAAUCAUCAGUGAAGAAGAGGUGUGAGUCUUGUAAGACAGUGAAGCGCCGUGGAAUUAUAUAUGUCAUAUGUUCAUCCAAUCCUAAGCACAAGCAAAAGCAGGGGUACUGCUCCAUCGCUCAUGAAGGAACAAUACCAACUCCCUUGUUUUCUGACUCGGUUUCUAAUCAUGAAGUAGUGAAGCUGCCUAGUUUUGGAGUAUCUGCUGGUCUGGCGCCUCUUUUACACAAGAGGCCUGAGCCAACGAUUUUCGGAUGGAAAGCAGGCUCUUCUAGAACCGCUUCCGCCAUGAAUGACCCUGACAACAAGAUAUAUGACAUGCUUGAGUGUUUUGCUUCUUAG